This is a messenger RNA of Mercenaria mercenaria, 12173 nucleotides long. RefSeq lists its product as uncharacterized. Gene Ontology annotation, molecular function: protein binding. Lineage: Eukaryota; Metazoa; Mollusca; Bivalvia; Venerida; Veneridae. The transcript is spliced from 53 exons. The coding region runs from base 48 to 10289 and encodes 3413 amino acids. The record is from RefSeq and is a predicted model, not a curated record.
UCCUAGUCGUAUGAUUAACUACGAUAAGAAGAGAAAAUGUUUUGAAAAUGGAAUUAAAUCUUUUUCGAUUGAUUUUUGUAUCUACCGUUUAUCAGUUCAGUUACGGAGGAGAACCAUGUUAUCAGUAUAAUAGCGAAUCUACAAAAACAUGCAGCAGUUUAUUUGGAUGGUGGGGCUGCAAGACAGUCUAUAGGAGAGUCGUAAAAUGUUGCGCGGGAUAUGAUGGAGAAUACAAAGACUGGACAAGAUCAGAAUCGUCUUUGGGAUGUAAAAUACCACGGUGCCGCGGGGGAUACGGCGAGCGAAGUUGUAACGUACGUGGGGAGGGAUUCGUUAUGAACAGAAGUGGCAUUAUUAAAACAGACAGUGGCGGGGAAUGUCACGCUCCUUCUUUAUGUAAAAAUUGCAACGAAGGUUAUUAUCCAGUGACGGACCAAGGAGGAUAUUGCAAAGCUUGCAAGAAACCAGACAAUUGUAAUUUGCCGCACUGUACAACAAAAGAUGAUUUCAUAUGUAAAUUUUGUGUUGGUGAAUAUGAACCAGAUAAACCUGGAUUUAAUAUCUACACAAGUACUCCAGAUCCUAAAAGAUGUCAAAGAGCAUGUUCAUGGAUGGAAGGUGCCCGGUGUUUUCCAGGAGUAUGCAAUGGAAAUAUGAUUUUGGAAGAUGACUGUAUAUGUGCCUCUGGUUUCACUGGGAAAUACUCUGAUUGUGCAACGUUUACUCAAGGUCCAGAGAUAUAUAAACAUAUGCUUGAAUUAAGAGAUGAUUUAAACCCACCAAUUCCUUUAGAAAGUUCUCAAACAACUGAUGUUAAAUGGACUAACGAUGGCUUUUGGUCCAAAGUUACGGUGAAUGCCUCGUCACGAUAUAUUCCUGGACCAGAGUUCAACGCUACUACAACAAAGCCAAGUUACAUUAAAAAUAUUACAUAUGGUAUGACGGAAAUGACUGUGACAGUAACUUUUUCCAGAGGAAAAGGUCAAUCCAUAUGGAAAGAAAAGGCGCCGUUAUGUACAGUAAAGAAGUCGACUUGCAAAAUAGCAUUCACGAAGGCGUUGCCCAGUAUUACUGAGUGGAACACAAUAUUUCAAAAUGAUUUUUCUUUUAAACAUCAAGACAGAAUACAAUUUAGCGUCUCUGCUAAAAACGGGGGAUAUGUAACAUACGAAGACAGAUCUACGUCUGAACGUUUUGAAAACCGAUAUCCACUGAGAGGUAAAGAAGUGACAACAAAGACCCUUGAACUAGGAUUCGACAUGUUCCCGCCUGAACAUUGUUUUGAAACAACAUUUUGUACCGAAGAUGCUUUACGCGCCCAGGACAUAUUAAAAGAGCCUAAAGUCACAGUGUACUGGGAAGGAUGGUUCGACGACCAUUCGGGUAUUGACAAAUAUGAAUUCUUCGUAUGGUAUCUAGAUUCGAAGGGCAAAAGUUCAGGUCAACUAGAACGAAAAUAUUUAAUCAAUCCUACACCAGUCGUUGGUUCCUCACAGUCCCAAAUUACACUUAAUUUAAACGAACAAGGACCGUAUUCUAUCGAGAUGAUUGUUAAUGAUACAGCAGGGAAUGAAAAAGCAGCACAAAGGAUCAUUCUCUUUGACAACGCAUCCGUGGUUGAAAUGUACGGAAAUCCGCUUAAGGUUGCACAGGCUUCUUCAGACGGCUGGAUCAACAAAUUCAGCACCCUUAUAAACGUCAUGUGGCCGAACAGGUUUCGGAACAUCAGACAUUAUAACGGAGGUUGGCUUAAUGGUGUGAAGGAUGCAAAUAUAUCUAGACGUCUUGAUGAUCGCGAUGGACGAUCGUCAAGAACAGUUGAAGAGAUAUUUAAUAUAAAAGGAAUUGUCCGCUUUGAAAUUGCCUAUCAUACUGAAGUAAAUGGACAACUGACAUACACAAAUUUCACACCUGUCCCUGACAAAUAUAUUCGUUCGCAAAAUAUGACAUAUGAAAAUGAAAAGUUUAUCGAUGGUAAAAAGCUGACCUACAAAAUCCGUGCAUUUGAUAUUGUUGGUGAAUUCGCCGAGGACAAUGUUACUGUGAUGAUAGACCUCUCACCUCCAGUUAUUCAGAACCUGUGGCUUACAAAGGGAACGUUCGAAAACAUAAGUGUUCACAGCGUUAUUGAGCUGACUGAUCUUACGAUUGAAUGGUUAACCUUCGACUAUCACAGCGGUAUCCAUGAAGUGUCAUGGAAGAUAUUUGAUAAUUUUACUAAAAUGGUUUUCGUUCAUGGACAGUCUCACGAACCACCACAAGGCGAGGCAAAGACGUUAGACGAGUGCAAACAGGCGUAUAGAUCAUAUCCUCGAGGACCAAAUUGCUACUGCUCACCAUAUAAUGGAUGCUUUCACAGACAUUAUCAAAUAAAACCACCCAUAUCAGUUGACAGUAACAGCGGUUUACAUUUGGGUAAAGAAAGAGGAGAACAUGAUUAUGACUACUUCAUUGAAGUGGUUGUGAAAAAUAAUGCCGGGUUGAUAACUGUCCAAUAUAAAAAGAUAACGAUUGACGCUUCUCCGCCACAUGAAGGUACCGUGUAUGAUGGAAUUCCUGGAAACCCUGAGACUGACUUUCAACAGUCGCUACAAAUAGCAGGACAUUGGGACGAGUUCUUUGAUAAAGAAAGUAGCGUGUGGUUCUAUACCUAUGGAUUUAGCCAACAAUGCUUACAAGAACACGAUCUAGAUAUACAUUUAAACAGAGAGGUUAACUGGACCUACGCCAGUAGAGCAGAAUUUACAGCACAAAAACCUGGCACAUAUCACCUGACGGUAAUGGCAUAUAACCACGCCCUUGAUCACUGCAAGCCUGUUUGUUCUGACGGUGUUACCAUAGAUGUCAUUCCAGCUGUAGUAUCAGAAAUCAUUGUAAAAAAUGCGGUGACAGCUAAUGGUCUUGUCAAAAGUGAUGAAAAUGAAACUGUUUAUGUUCUACAUAGAAAUAGAGAAUUAGAGAAGGUUUUACUGCCAUCGCUAAUUUGCAAAAACCGGGCCACAACUGUGUCAGAUUCUGUAUUAAAACUUUACCCACAUAAAAGGCGUAUAAAUGGGACAAAGAGUUUUGUUAGGUUGAGUGACCAAUGUGAUGAUCUGUAUGGCGUCAAUUCAGACUUAAUUGCAUAUAUAACCUCUGAUUUUAGGGUUGAUAUAUCUUGGAAUGUAACAUCAGGUGCUACUAAUGUGCAUGAUUUCGAAGUUGGAAUUUCGUCUGAAAAUUCUGGAUUUCCGGAUGUUAUGGACUUUACAACAUCGCAUCAGCACCAACAUAUACGUUUGUUUCACCCAAAUAUUUUUGACGGGGAACAUUUUUAUGUAUUGAUUAAAGCAAUAACGAAAUCAUCAGUUAUAGACAUAAAAGCGAUUGGGCCUUUCCUCUACGAUACAGCAAAACCGGAAUUUACGGGAGCAGUAAACUUGACAGUUGAACAAGCUAAAUAUGACACAUUUCUUAUUGCCAGAUGGGCUGUAAGUGCAUUUACAGAUCACGGGGAUCCUAAAGCUUUAUCAUAUGAAGCCUCUAUUGGUUCCAACAGAAAUGCGCAGGAUAUCCUCCCAUUUAAUAGACUCUCCAUUGGUGGAAGUUGUAAUUCACUAAUACCUCCGACAUGCACGGCGUUUUCAACACAUUUCCUUCCUUGGCAUCUACAUGGGGAACAGUAUUAUUUUGUGACGAUUAAAGUUCGAGACACAUCGGGACAUUUUGUGACAGCCUCUUCCAAUCAGUAUAAACACAAUAUUGAACUUGCUUCAAAAGGAGUUGUUCAAGACGUUGUCGGUACAUCAGAGCAGGUGCAUACACAGCUAGAUUUUUUUGACAUAGAUGACAUCGACUACCAGAUAAGUACAUCAAAGUUAACAACAAGAUGGUCAGGUUUUGAACAUCCUCAUGAAGAUAUCAUUAUUACUGUGUGCAUUUCUAACGCUUCAAGUGGUGAAUACAUGACUUGCGAGAGUAGUGAUGAUAUAGCUAGACAUGUCUUUACUGGUCUUAAUCUCAAACCAUACGAGACAUAUUACCAUACUGUGAUAGCUGAAACAGAGGCGGGAAACAUUACAGCAGUUUCUGAUGGCGUCACAGUGGUUAUCGAAGGUGAUGAAAUUCAAGGAAUACAAGUGUUUGACGGACCGCAGUGUAACUAUUCAAACAACGAAGAUCUAAAUCUUACUACGUCACAUCAUUUCGAGGACACACGUGUAACUUGUAAACCAGAUAAGGACUUUCAGUCAUCCACAAAUAUUCUUCAAGCACAUUGGAACAUUCCAAAGAAAAAGAGAAAUUACCUUAAAGUUAUAUACUGGGCAAUUGAGGAACGAGCCCCAAUAGCUGAUAUUUGGAAGAUGCGUAUUGAUUAUCAACAUUUGAGAACAACAUCAUCUUACCUUGGGAAAAGUGGUUUGUCGUUGUCUCCUGGAAGGACGUAUAGGAUUUCUUUAAAAUUAUGUGCCGAUCAGUUCUGUUUCAAGCCUGUGCACAGCGAUGGUGUCACUGUUGUUCCAAAUCCUCCAUUAGCUGGGAACAUUUCAGUGGCUUACACAGAUAACAAGACACUGCAGAUAAAAGUGUCUGUGGAACCGUUUAAGGAUUCGGAUAUUGAAGACUUGUCGCAGUCUCGUACAGUCAUGGAUCAUUAUGAAUGGGCAUUUGCCGAUGAAUCAAAGUUAGGUCGUUUGUUAACAAAAUGGCAGCGGAUAUCGCCUACAGAAUCGUUGACUGACACGCUGCUCCAUUUUGUAAUAGACCUGAAUGAGGAAAUUGCAUUUACCAAAUGCUGGAUACUAGCUUUGCGAGGAUAUACCAAAGCUGGCUUGUCGUCCACGUCGUCUUCUGAAAUCAGAAACUGUCAAGAUCUUCAGCAGGUUAGACCUAGUGUUGUCAUUGACGCUGUUGGGGAGCCUCUGUCAUCAGAGAAUGCCCAUGUUGGAAAUGAAAUAUUCCUUGAACAAAACGAUGUUUGGAAAGAGUCGGAUAAGGAUUACACUCCAUAUAACAACAUUAUAUCCGCGGUUUGGCCAACUUUGAGGCACGCGUAUUACACGUGGGCGGUGUUAUUAUUCCAAGAAGACGACCCGACAGUAUUUUAUGAUCUUUCCAAUAAGCUGGAUUUGAAAAACCCUUGUGAACAUCCUGAUGCUAUUAAGUGCGGUAGAACAGUCCAUGAAUUCAUAAACGUGAAAUUUGAGCCAGGUGAACUAAAACAUGGCAAUCGUUACAUCGUUUGUGUACAUGCAAAUACAACACAUCUUCAACACGAGUUUUGGGAACAGAAACUGGAGGAAAUUAAUCAGUGUAGUAAUGGUGUGACUGUUGACAUUACACCGCCAGUAGCUGCAGACGUUUGGAUAGGACAUACGAAACAAUAUCUAUUUCAGACGUCAACAUCGGAGUUAUCAGUAAAUUGGAAUUCCUUUAUCGAUGUAGAAGAAGAAGGAUUUGCUGCACAUGCAAGCGGAAUUACACACUACGAGGUAGCUUUAGGAACUAGUGCAGGUGGUAUAGAUGUUCAGCCUUUCACAAAUGUUGGACUCACAAACCACAAAACGUUCCAUAACCUUAAAUUACAAAACGGGCACACAUAUUUUGCAACAGUAACCGCCUACGAUUUUACUGGCCAGUUUUCAAGUUCAAAAUCUGAGGGAAUCAAAAUUGAUACAACACCACCACAACUGACAGAAGCUUCUAUCACUAUUCCUUCUAGGCAUAUUUCUAACACAGACUUUGUGGAGGCUUGCUGGACUGGUGUAUUCAGCGAUUUAGAGAGCGGAAUAUCGCAUUUUAGUUGGGCAAUAGGAACACAAGCUGGCUACGCUGACAUAUUCAUGUUUGAUAAUAUAGAGGAAGAAUGUGCACAAACUCCAGAAAAUAAACCUUUGACUUUGAAAGAGGGACAUGCGUAUUUCGUCACUGUGGAGGCGUAUAACGCAGCUGGACUUUAUACAGCAACAUCAUCUUGGGCUAUUACUGUGGAAGCAACGCCGCCCGUACCUGGUAAAGUGUAUGAUGGCCCUUUAGGAAGUGAUGGUUCCUGUGUUGAUGUCGAUUAUCUCGAUAACCGAACCACAUUACAAGCCCACUGGAAAGGUUUCCAUGACCCUCACAGUGCUAUAGUAGAAUAUUUUGUGAAUAUAGGUUCGUGUAAGAAUUGUGGAGAUGUCAUGGUAAAGCAACCUGUGGGGACGAUAUCAGAUAUUAAAUUUACAUAUCUUCAGCUAUCAGAAGGACUCAAAUAUUUUGUGACUGUAACAGCAUGUAACACAGCUAAUCUAUGUUCGGCAGUGUCAUCUGAUGGAUUUGUUGUUGAUUCAACCCCUCCAGUUAAAGGAAUAGUUAUUGAUGGACCAUUUGAUGAUGAUGUUCAAUAUCAGGCAUCUAGGAACUAUCUUGGAUGUAAGUGGGAAGGUUUCACAGAUUCCCAAUCAGAUAUUUCCCACUACGUAUGGAGAGUAGGAACAACAAAAGGUGUCGACGAUAUACUGCCAGCUACAAAUGUUCACAAACACGAGGAAGCUUUUAUUUAUAAUCUUCACUCCGGAUACGGAACACAUUUGCCGAAAGGAAUGCGUAUCUAUUGCUCAGUUCGAGCUUAUAACAAAGCAGGGAAAUUUACUGAAGCGUCAUCGAAUGGUUUCAUUGUUGAUGAUACUCCUCCAACGUUUACCACCAAGUUAUCAAUGUCACCGAUUGGGACAAUUAAAAAUCGGACAACAGUGCUUAGAACCACUAUGAAACUCUUUUGGGACGUAGAAGAUAGCGAGUCUUUUAUUGAAAGUCAACAUUUGUCUAUUUCAUCUCGUAUUGGAGGUGACUUUAAUCUUACAUCUAUAACGAUAGAGGGUAUAGUAAGAGAUUACACUUUCACUGACUUGGACUUUCAUGAUGGAAGUUAUUACUGUUUCAAGCUUAUAUCCUGUAAUGGUGCAAACCUUUGUACCGAAUCAGUACUCGCAGAUAUCUUAGUUGACAGUACUAGACCAAAAGCAGGAACGUUUGCCAUCAACACAGACCAUGCAGCGGCUUUAAAUCGUCAACCUGAAAAAUGGAUGACGUGGACACCUGUUUUUAUAAAUCUUGCUUGGCUUGGAUUUAAAGAUGUUCAUUCUGAUAUUCAUAUAUAUACUGUAAAUAUUGGCAGUCAGUAUAUGGGUAACGAUUUAAAUGAGGAGCCUCAUACGCCAAUGAAUGUACAACACAGUCGAAAUUCCCCCUUUUACGAAGACGGUAAAGUGCAGACAUUCAAAUUUCGCACUCAAAGGCUCCGUCUGAACAAAAAAGUCUAUAUAAGUGUAUCAGCGACGAAUCAUGUUGGACUUACAAGUACAGUAGUACACUCUCAAUUUAACCUCCUUUUUGGUGGUAUUAUGGAGUUGGUGCGGAGGUGCGACAGCUAUUCUUGCUUAGGACACUGCGUCUGUGCUCCACAUGGAAAUAUAUGUCGCAAAAACAAGCCUUGUAAUGAUAUCAGUGACACAGACGACACUGUUAAUACCAUAAUUGAGGUCAGGGAUUAUCUCGAUUUACGAUUUCCUGAUGACUAUCCACAUCCAUUUCAUUCUCCAAUCAAUACAAUGCUUGCAGCAAAAUGGAGCGUAAAGACCUUGGAGGGAGUUCGUCCGGUCUGGUAUGAAUGGAGUGUAGGUGAGAGUGUCCAUGAUACACCCUUGGGUGUUUUUGACACUGUAACAGACAGAGUGUGGCAUGAUGCUGGACAAGAUAACUCUUGUAUAUUCACUGUUGAUAGAGGUAGAAAAGUUUUGGAAGAACACAAAACGUACUCCGUUUUUGUCCGAGUCUGGUACAACAGUGAGACAUAUGCAGUAUUCAAAAGCGUUGGAGUAACGAUCUACCAUACCCCACCCUUGUCAGUCGUCAUUAAAGGCAAGAGUGUGAAAGAAGUAGUUAGAGGAAGCACUAGAGAUGUUGAUUUCUUCACAAGAAACACGCAGGUAGAGGCCCACUGGUCUGGAAAAUUUGGAGGCGAUAUAUCGAGAUAUCAUCUAUACAUUAGCACCCAUCCUGGGGGUCAUGAUUUGCACAUCGUUUCGAAAACACUGCACUCAUUCAUAACAAGUUUCAACAUAACAGGAUUUAAAUAUGAGGAGAAUACAAAAUAUUAUACUGUUGUUCAGGCCUUCAACUUGGCCGGACUUCACACUACGGAAGUGUCAGAUGGAUUCAUGCUUGACGUACAUCCGCCAACUUCUGGAAUAGUUAUGGACGGCUUUGUUUUUCCUGAUAAGUACGCUACAGCUGUAACAAGUCAUGUUCAGUCCUUCUGGCACGGUUUCUCAGACAUUGGAUCUGGAAUACAAACCUACGAAUAUUGUGUCUCCUCUGGUCUUAUAGCAGGCACCUGUGAUAUAAAACCACUGUCGUCAGUUGGUAUUGCAACAAAUAUUAAGUUUUAUCCGAAAGUCAAGCUCGAACAAGGUACUCUUGUGAGGGGAGAAGUUAGGGCGCGCGAUGUUGUUGGUCAUGUGUCUGAACUCGUAUCGUCUAAUGGAAUGAUUGUUGACACUACUGCACCAGUUCGAUCUAAACUUGUUGAAUGUCAGCAAAACAUUUUACAGGAUUCCUCAUUUGAAAAUGUUAUGCAGUUAGGAGAAAUAUAUGUGCUGUGUGACAACAUAUCUGACUCACAGUGGAAUAUAUUAAGACACACUUGUGUUUCUGUUGUCAAGUCGAAUAUGGCACAGCAUGGCGCAUUCAGUUUACAUCUACAGGGGUCGAUAUCUCAAACUAUAAAUACUACUAUGCAUAGUAGGUAUAGGUUGACCUUUUACACAUCAACAAUACCGUCAAAUACGUUACAGUUAUCUACAGUUGAAGGUUAUACAGAAGUAAAUGCCCAAAGACAUAUUUUCAUAAUGUAUAGUAAGCCUUUUACAGAAACAUACGCAUGGCAAAGGCAUGUCUUCUUUUUUCACUCGGAUUCUAACAUUACUAAAGUGGAAUUUGGAACGGUUAAGAGUCUUGUGGCUUUUGCUUUAGACGGAAUUCAGUUUCAGCUUUGCGAAGUGUCAUCCACUGAAGCACAUGAGGCAAAUGGUCAUGUAAACGUACAUACAGUAUUUGUUCAUGACUGGUCGUCAAUACAUGCAGAUUGGGCUUUCACCGACCCGGAGACUGACAUCCUAGAGUACAUGUGGGCAAUAGGCACUGUGCAAGGUGGGACACAGUUGCAACCAUUUGUCAGUGUGGGUAGGCGAACAUUUGCCAGCAACAACACUCUAAGACUCGAACACGACAUAGUGGUAUUUAUAACCGUUGUCGCAGUCAAUGCUGCCGGUUUGAGAACCGUUAGUUAUUCGGACCCGAUCAUGAUUGAUCUUACAGCCCCUGAAUGCAACUAUGUUAACGACGGUCCAAUAUUUGGUCAAGAUCUUGAUUUUAUAAGAGGACUUAAACUUGAUUCACAUUGGGAUAUAUCUGAUCCUGAGUCUGGAAUUAAAGAAUGCCAGUGGGCUUUAGGUACAUUUCAAGGUGAUACAUCUAUCCAGGCAUUUUUUACACUGCAACCAGAUAAAAACAAUGCGAGUAAGCUGUUUGAAGCUAGUCCUUCUGACAAUAUUUUUGUAACUGUUCGAUGUACUAAUGGUGCUGGCUUAACGCAUAAAUGCUACUCAGACGGGGUCAGACUGUUACAAACUCCUCCUUCGGUUGACGACGUCAUAUUAGAACUGUUAACUACUUCACUAACCCAGUAUGAGACAAGAAGCCGUUACCAUGGCAACAAUACAGAAAUACGAUUCAGGUGGACGGGUUUUAAAUCUGAUGAAGGAGUUCAAAGUUAUUUGAUUGCCCUGGAUGGAGAUAAAGUUUCAACUUCAGAAAUUGUUGAAAGUUCUUCGUCGGGUUACAGUUACGCAAGUUUCACAGGUCUGACGAUGGCAGAUGGGGAAUACACUGUCUCCGUAACUGGUAUAAAUGAAGUAAAGAUGUACAGUCAGAAAAUAUCAGAUCGUUUUGUAUUAGUCACACAUCCGCCAAGUCUUACAGGGUCAGCAAUCAGGACAAGCUGGACUGAAAGUACUUCCACUGUCACUGCAAGUUGGGAUAAUGUGUUUGUAUCAACUGUUCCUAUGUACUAUGAAGUGUCAGCAAGACUUGCUGAAGGCGGGGAAGGAGAUCUUGUUCAGUGGCAAGAAACAGUUGAAUCACGAAUAGAAAUUGUGCUGGAUACAAGUGAAUUGCCCGAUGCUGGUGUUACUGUCCAUUUAAGCGUCCGUGCAAUAUCGUAUUCUGGAUUGUUUACUGUAGCACAUAACAACCUGCUUGUGUUACCUUAAGAUUCUUGCUCCUGUACUACAGAGAAUGUAGUUUCAACUUUAGUAGCUUUACUAUAUGUUGAACAGAAUGUAUUCUAGAAGUGUGCUAUUUAAAUUUUACAAAUUACCUUUUACUUUGAUCACAGGAUCCGCCAUGAUUGCUGUUAUAAAAAAGUAUAGCAAACAGCCUAAAUAGGAAUAAAUGAUAAAUGUUGAUUAGUUAAUAUAUAUAUUUUACCCGUAACGACUGCAGUUUUAAUCAGAUUGUAUUUCUGUUCUAUUUUAUACGACUUUUUCAAGUGCCAAAAUGUAGGAAACAACAUUUCAAAACAAUAUCAUGAUAUAAAUUUUGUACUGACUUUUAUGUUGAGCAGUAAACAAAUUUUGAUUUCUACGAGCGAAUUUGGUCAGUUAUUAUUCAAUAGUGCCGUCAAAACAGUAUGACUUGACGUAUGACGCCAUGAUAUGACGUCAUAUAUAUGCUAAGAUUGUAACACUGGGCCAAAUAACAAAAUCUGUAUAUUUCUUAUUUGAUAGUUCUGUUCAUAAAUAGUUUGCAAGGUAAUAAAUUACUUGUACUUAAGAAAUAAGUUAUAAUAAAACCGUGUUUUAACACUAUUUAUACACGAUGGGCGGUUAUACGUCGCUGCACCCUCGUGAAUUUAUUUCGCCCGAGGUAUCACCACCCAUCCUGUAUAAAUAGUGUUCAAACACGGUUUUGCAAUAGAUUAUUUCGAUUUCAAUAUGUCUUUUAUUGUAACAUUUAUAUCAAAUAUGAUAAAACCUUCACGCAUGCAUGGCACCAAAUGGUAGGUGGUCACGCUCCUUUGUUUAUACACGCUAGGACCGGAAAUGAUAAUACUUCUGUGGAAGAGUUCAAUUUGAGCAAAGAUGAUUGUAAAUUAUUCUUCAAAGCGGAUACGCAACUCAGUAUGUUUGUAAAUUAAUCAAUACAGUUCUGCAAAGUGACAUUUUGUUUUAAACAUGCUAUUAAGUAGCAUAUUUGAUCUCAAAUUUGAUAGCGCUGUAUCUAAUUACAUAGAUGGCGCUAAAUAUCAAUUCGACGUGUCGUCAACGUAAUAUCGUUGUGAUGAUUUAAGCAUUGCUAGCUCGAAUGACGUAUUGAGCUGAAAAUGUAGUACUUUAAAUGUGAAAUGUUUGCGUUGUUAGAAUCGAAAUAAUAACAUGUUCCUAUUAUGUUAUUAGUUAAUAAAAUACAAACAACCGUUUGAAUGCUACGCACUCGUGAUUUAAUCAUUACGCAUCCUAACUCCUGGCCAUAUUUUAUAAACUGUUAAAACAGGAACAUAUUUCUUAUAUCUUAAUUUAAAAUAAAAAUUAUUGUCAUUUUGCGUUCUAUUAUAAGAUAAAUGUGUAUACAUGAGCAUAACCCUCGUCAAGUCAUUAAGUUGCAUGUGCUGCAACAUUUUUACAGUAUAAUCAAUUGAAAAGAUGACACACCACGUACUAAAAUAGACAUUGCAGCUAUCAGUACCGACAGUUCAAAUGCUAUAAUCGCUUUCCCCUUUGUUGGUAUUAUUGAUGUUAAUAUGUACGAGUUAUUUUAUUUGUGCACGAUUUAUUGCUUUUUUCCAUAAUACAUGUAUGUAAAUAUUACCAAGUUUGAUUUAUGUAAUCUGUGUGAAUUGUGUGGUACUGUCAGAGGGAUAAUGCAAUUACCAGUUGAAGAGGUUGAAAAUCCCCACUGAUAUAAUACGUUUCAUUUUUAAAUUAUUCUAAUAAGAAAAUAAAAUAAGUCUUUACUUUAUAACAACGUCUUUGAUAUGUAAGACCAUAAGUCCAUUUAGAUUAUAUUAUACAUAUAUGUUUGAACCACCACGAUAUACAUGUGUCUCGAAUGACUGAUGUUUGAUUUACUUGCGAAAUAAAGAAAACGAAAACUUG